This is a messenger RNA of Armigeres subalbatus, 3029 nucleotides long. Its product is annotated as putative helicase MOV-10. Bases 98 to 2686 code for a protein of 862 amino acids. Gene Ontology annotation, molecular function: 5'-3' RNA helicase activity; RNA binding. Gene Ontology annotation, cellular component: cytosol; P granule. Gene Ontology annotation, biological process: regulatory ncRNA-mediated post-transcriptional gene silencing. The record is from RefSeq and is a predicted model, not a curated record. The transcript has 5 exons. NCBI's taxonomy places the organism in Eukaryota, Metazoa, Arthropoda, Insecta, Diptera, Culicidae.
UCAACUAAACGUCAAUGUCAAUCAAUAUUUUGUGGCUAUCAGCAGAUCGAUUACUCCAACGCGUGCUUCAAGUUAGAGCAAUUCUUUUUCUGUGAAAAUGAUUUCUAAUUCAUCAUCGAAAACUGAUAAAAGUAAGGUCGCAACCGAAAAGCCAAAGUGCGAUAAAGCCGAAACAACGUCGUCAAAGAGCAAAGAACGUCCAUACAAACUGCGACACGUUCGGAGCUUCUCCCGCGAUUACCAGCAGAUGAGUCACAUUCCGCUGUACUGCUAUUUAUGCCGGUUACAGUGCAAAGAUGACGACCGUUUCGCGAAACACAUGGCGAAACACGGGCGCGUAUUUGGUUUCAUUCGUCAGGUUGAUGACUACAUUCUGGAGGAACCGAGUUUCGCCGUGCGUUUGGACUACCGUCCCGAUUACGCCAGAACGUUGGUGUACGUGCGGAACGUGUCACCCCAUUCGGUGUUGCGACUCAGCAGGGCGUACAUCCACCUGGCAGACGGUCACAUGAAGAUGCUGAUUGAAAGCGAGAUGCGCCUUCCUUGGGGUACGGUUUCCAAGUUUUGCUUCGACAGUUGCCUGCUGUCGGAGCUGGAUAGGAGCUACGGACUGAUAUUGGUUGGACUGGCGGACUCAAAGACAGAAAUAUUGGAACUUUACCACCUGCAAGUGACCGUGUUGAGUCAUUUCGUGAAAGAGCAGCUAGUUUUGAAGAAACCAACGAUUCAUUGUCCGCCGUUGAAUCAGUAUCCGGUACCGAUGUUGAUCAAACAGUUGUAUAAGCACGACUUUUCAACGAAAUCUAAAUGUGAUGGCGCGAAGCAACUGCUGGAUCAGUUGGCUAAAUUCAAGGAAGAGGGCUUGAAUAAGGGGAACUAUGUCGAAUAUUUAAAUGUACUGAACCAGAUAGAGGACUUUGAUAUUCAAAUGGAAUAUACUAAGUACAAAAUCGAUGAAGCUAGACUAGUGCCCGGAAUUUCAGAGAAGUACUAUCGUUUGUCGAUCGAUCAAUUUCAAACGGCGCCCACCCUUUUGAAUGAUGACUGCACGGUAAGGAUGAUCAUUCCCAGCGAGUUCGAACCCCGUAGCUUUCUAGGAACUAUCCAUGAGAUCAAUCCAGAUUACAUGUUGAUUCAUGUAAACACCAUCCUUGAACCAUCGCCAACCUACACGAUUGUGUUCGAAUGCAGUCGGCUCUUAUUUAAGCUGGAAUACUAUGUCCUGUCUUUGGUGAAGGAAAUUGACUUUGAAAAAACAUUGUUCCCUAAGCCACCGAUGGAAAAGAAGAUCAUAUACGAGAGUUUUCAAUGGUUCAACAAAUAUGUCGCAACAAAUCGCGAGCAGCUGUCUGCUGUGCGGAAUAUCGUGAAUCGGACCGCGUUCCCUGCUCCGUACAUAUUAUUUGGACCACCCGGUACUGGAAAAACUUCAACUAUCGUAGAGGCAGUUUUACAAAUUUGGAAACUACAACCCAAGGCCAACGUUCUCGUAUCGGCAGCGUCAAAUUUCGCCUGUGAUGAAUUCACCACGCGCCUGCUGGAAUUCAUUCCCGCCACCGAUGUGUUCCGUUUCGUAUCCAAAGCCUGCGAGAGAAAUAUUGCUAAUAUGAACGAGGCUAUCAUUGAUAUUUCGAACCUGUCUUCUGGAACGUACACAGUUCCCACGUGGCACGACAUAUACAAUAGUAGAAUCGUGGUGGCCACAAUAACCAUGUGCGGUCGCUUAGCUCAAGCCAAAAUUGACCCACAUCACUUCAGCUAUAUAUUCAUUGACGAGGCGGGAAGUGCCAAAGAAAUUUCCACCCUCAUUCCAAUCAUUGGAAUCGGAACUAACAAAAAGGAAGCCAUUGCCAGUGUGAUACUGUCCGGAGAUCCUAAACAGUUGGGCCCAGUGGUAAGGUAUGAGUACCUUCGAGAUACGGUACAGGGAAUAUCGAUGCUGGAACGCCUAAUGAAUCACAGCAUCUACAUGAAAGAUCCUUCCACUGGGCAGUACAAUCAAAUCGUUAUCACAAAGCUUUUGGACAACUACAGAUCCCAGCAACGCAUGCUGGAGUUUUCCAAUUAUGCCUUUUACGAUGGGGAGCUGCGUGCGCGAGGAUCGGCAUUCGCUACCGAGUGGGCCAUCGGAUGGUCAGAGUUACCGCGCGGCAGGACUCCCUUCUUCUUUCAUGCGCUACGUGGCCAAACAGAAAAGGAUGCCCAUUCGAGCAGUUUGUACAACCGCCAAGAAGCGGAUCAGAUCAUAUCGUACAUCAAAAUAAUCCUCUCGGGGAAAAUCAACGGUCGCGUCAUCAGGCAGAAUGACAUAGGCGUCAUAUCGCCGUAUACCAAACAAGUGCACUAUAUAAAGAGUAUGAUCAACAACAACGAGUGGGACCAGUUGGAGGUGGGCACUACCGAGCAGUACCAGGGUCGUGAAAAGUCAGUCAUUCUCAUAUCGACGGUUCGAUCCGGAACGUCCACUGUUGGAUUUUUAAGCAACGAAAAACGCCUCAAUGUGGCAAUCACCCGAGCGAGAGGGUUGAUGAUCAUCGUCGGAAAUCCGGAUACGUUGCAAAAAGACGUAUAUUGGUACUCGCUGUUGAAGUUGUGUGUCGACUAUGGAAGUUAUAAAGGGGAAAACUUCAAGCUGGUACCCCCGUACAUGCAGGUUGGCAGAGGUGCAUAUGAAGGCGAUUGGUAAUAAACCGGAACAAAUAUGAAAUAAUCAAAUGAUAUGGAAGUUCUGUUUCUGUUAGAAACAAAAUACGUAGUAAUCCCAACAUCUGGCAUAGGUACGAGUGAAAAUAUUGACUCUGUUCAAUUUGGUAUAAAGGUCAAUCGAGUUCUAAUUCCAAAGGUUUGAACUGUUAUAGAACCUAGAAAAGGAUCAAAUAUUGCUAAUAUAUUAUCACAAUUUAAGUUUUCUUCCCGUGAAUUUAUGCAAAGCUAAUAGCACUAUCUAUGAGUGAUGUCCUGGUAUUAUUUCGGAAACGUUUAUUUUAUUAAAUUCCUUGAGUGACUUUGCCUGUAUUUUCACUUCUUCA